AUGGCAGAAAUAGCGUUAGGUGUAACAGCAUCUCAGUCUUCACUUCUUCUCGAACCCUCCAAAUUCGGAUUCCAUACACUCGCAACUCCAUCAGCAUCCCUGCGCCUUCACCUGCCUCCGACUCCAUCAAGAUUACUCAUUUCCUCUCCCAAGCCAAAGCAGCACAAUUUCGUUUUCGCUGCUAAAGUCGUCUCUUCUGAUUCCAUAGCGACCUCGUCUUCUUCAAGUACCAUCAUUACUGACAACGUUGACUUGUCAACUGAAGGAAUCGAGAUUGAAUUGGACACCGGAGGCGGAGGUAACGACGGUUAUAAAGAUACUAGCGGCGGCGGCGGAGGAGGAGGAGGAGGUGACGGUGGUGGUAAAAACGAAGGAGAAGGAGGAUCGGCAGACGAGAGUGGAUGUAAAAAGACAAUGGCUUUGUCUAUGUCUCAAAAAUUGACUCUUGGUUAUGCUGCUCUUGUUGGAAUGGGUGGUGUUAUGGGAUAUAUGAAAAGUGGUAGCCAGAAAUCGCUGUUGGCAGGAGGAAUUUCUGCCUCGGUUCUGUAUUAUGUUUAUACACAGCUUCCUGCGAAUCCGGUUUAUGCAUCAUCGAUAGGGCUUGGUAUAUCUGCUGCGCUUAUGGGAGUGAUGGGCUCCCGUUUUUUGAAGUCUAAGAAGAUUUUUCCUGCUGGUGUGGUGUCUCUUGUGUCUCUCAUAAUGACUGGUGGCUACCUUCAUGGAAUCCUUCGCAGAUUAGGCUUAAGUAUUGGAAAGCAAAUUCCAACUUUUAGUAAAGCCACUGGGCAAGAGCAAGAGCUAAACCCCGUUACUCCGGUUGCUCUUUUCUGUAGGCAUCAGAGCUCUUUGAGAUUGAAGGGCAAAGAAAGCCAACAGCGAUGGGUAAGGAGAGGAGCAGGAAUCAGGCUAACACUGCCCGAGCGAUUUUACAAACAGGUCCAAGGAAUACGAACAAUGGUGUGUGGAUCGGAACCAGCAAAUCAACCUCAUUUAGAAACUGGAUAUGGUAGGAUAAACGAACAGAGAAAGCAUCCUGUGAUUGAUCCUGGCACUGGCAAUCACCCACUGGGAAGUCUCUGA
Messenger RNA from Dovyalis caffra, 1080 nucleotides. Lineage: Eukaryota; Viridiplantae; Streptophyta; Magnoliopsida; Malpighiales; Salicaceae. The record is from the annotation of a GenBank genome assembly.